AUUUAUCUGAAUAAUAUAUCUGGAUAUCGCAGAUUCGCAAAAUUAUUUUUAUUCGUUUUUAUUUUCAAUCUCCUUCAGUUUUCAAAGAAGUGGAUCGAUUGACACGUGUCGUGAAUUAUCUCGUCAAUCCGUGUAUUUUGCAUCGGCCCUCUUUGGUGACGGUCGUGCCGGAGUAUUUUUGUAAAUUUCUCGUCAGCGCUGAUAAAAAAUGAGCGCGGCUGCGACUAGAGUGGGGUAGGUUAUUGAUUUCCGUGUAGGGGUGCUACGGCAGAGGGUUGGAUGGAUAGGCAGAAGUGGGUGGAGUAGAUGCUGUGUCGGGGUGUCUCUCGUUUCGCGCGUAUAUACCUGCGAGAGAGUCUACAGGGGGUAUAAAUAGAAGGGGUAGUUGCACCGUUGACCCAGUGUUGGGUUGACACACGGUCAGUUCAGUCACUCAAGGCAUCAUACACACAUCACUCUCUUUCUUUCUGUCUUUCUGUCUUUGUCGCGUCACACAAUCGCCGUUGUCUCCACCUUCUAUUCAUUUUUUUUAUCCGCGUGAAUUGUUGAAGGAGAGAAAAAGGAGAGGUCUCGCUCAAGUCCUCGUUGAUCCUCCAGGUCAAUCCAACGCAAACCUGAGCACUGCCCUUUCAUACCUGUUUGCUUCUUUCGAGCGAUACAAUUUUUUAUCCGAGGAAUCGUCGGACAACGAUACGACUGCAACCUGGUGCAUAAUCGUCAAGAGAGCUAUUCUUCGACGCUGAAAAAAUAAGAAACUGCGCUUGUACACACCGUGUUCAUCGUAAUUGUGUUCGUUACAUUUUUCAUGCGUAAGGGCGUAUUCCUUCCUCUGCUAUCGUCGGACGCACGGGUCACUCGAAUUUUCCCGACACAUCGUCGAGACACGGACCAACUAAUGUGCAACGAGAAUCAGGCCUUAGCAGCAGUCAGUUCUCUUCAAGAGAAUAAAUCCUUUCUGACUUAGACGGUUGCGCUUAAUUAUCGUUGGGCGUCGGGGAUUCCCAGUAUCGUGAUACCGAACUGAAACCGAACUGAAUUAAUCGUCAGCGAUUAGCAGAGUUAAAAUUUAUUAUCGUUCACCGAUUGUGCAGAAGAAAUAUGUCGGAAACAACCGGAGUCACGCAGGGGGUGGGCAAUCCUUACAAGAUAGUUGACCACACUAGGGAACGAAGAAAGGGCAUCACCGCCUCAUCGUUGAAGGAGUUGACUAACGUCGCACGUAAUCGACUGGCAUUCCCUGUGGAUGCGGAUCUGACGAUCGUGCUUGAACAGGAUGGAACAGAGGUAGACGACGAGGAAUAUUUUGCCACAUUAGAAAGAAACACAAGCUUGAUGGUGCUGCAUGGUGAUCAAAAAUGGGCCGCUGUAGGCAGCAGCAAGGCAGCGUCUCGUUGCAUCGUUGUGGAUAAUGUGGAUAAUGCCGAAGGUGGUUCGAAAGUCGACAAGAUUCGACGACGGCGAACGCUCAUCGAGCCUCUGGUUUCGUCGCUUCACAGCGACCCGUCGCACAUCUCGCUCUUGGGAGGAACCGAGUUGGAAACACUCAGUGAUAUGGAUCCUGAUAGUUUAGGCGACAUAGUGCCUGACAGACUCUUCCUCGAGCAGCUGAAGGAAGCUUCAGGUAGAUUCUUAGUGGAGAAACGGCAAGCGCAGGAAUCCAUGGCUCUCCUCCAGAUGUACGCGAGCGGUGGUGAGAUGGAGCGAGCGUAGGCCAUGUGGGGGGUGGGC
Molecule: messenger RNA, 1728 nt
Organism: Mycetomoellerius zeteki
Lineage: Eukaryota; Metazoa; Arthropoda; Insecta; Hymenoptera; Formicidae
Product: DNA fragmentation factor subunit alpha
Exons: 3
Coding region: 1099-1710 (203 amino acids)
Biological process (GO): regulation of apoptotic process; apoptotic process
Source: RefSeq, a predicted model, not a curated record